GAAAGACUGCUCCACACACAAGCAUAGCACCCAAACACCGCGGGCAAGUAAACCUUCACGCAUAAUUUUUGGGGCUAUUUCACGUCCAUUCGAGUCAGUUUGUCGGAAAGCCUUCCCGGUUUCUAGGAACAUAUGGCGCCCUUAAUGCGCCUCGUUCGAACGCGAUCUCUGCGCGUUCCUCAGCGGCGGACCCGUGGAUACUCAUCAUCAACCACGGGACCCCGGUCCGCACAUUCUCAAUGGUAUGCAUCCAUGAUUCCGGGUAUGGUUCCGGUGGCUCUUUUGGGUUCCGCUGUGUACUUGGGGUUGCAGCUAUUACAGAGCCAGCUGGAUCACGAGAAAUUUCUAGAUGAGGCACGAGACCAAGUACGUCAACUCGAAGCAGAGGUGGAUAGGUUACAGGAGGAACGAGCCCUGCAACCAUCAGUAGUCUCAUCAUCACCCAACCCUGCCUCUAAGUGGUGGCCGUGGUGAUUUCUAUAUAGGAAUACGUGUAAUCGUCGGUUGAAGUCAUCAUCUAGGAUUCAUAAUGAAAUUCGCC
Molecule: messenger RNA, 541 nt
Organism: Suillus fuscotomentosus
Lineage: Eukaryota; Fungi; Basidiomycota; Agaricomycetes; Boletales; Suillaceae
Exons: 2
Coding region: 133-474 (113 amino acids)
Source: RefSeq, a predicted model, not a curated record